Micropterus salmoides (largemouth bass) is the source of this 559-nucleotide messenger RNA. It is a transcript of the gene msmb, whose product is annotated as beta-microseminoprotein. Lineage: Eukaryota; Metazoa; Chordata; Actinopteri; Centrarchiformes; Centrarchidae. The record is from RefSeq and is a predicted model, not a curated record. Bases 29 to 436 code for a protein of 135 amino acids. The transcript has 4 exons.
UCACGCUCGUGAUAUUAUCAAUAAAUAUAUGCAGGGGUGCACACCUUAUUAUAAAACCCUCAUUAGAGAGCUCUCACUCACAGCUUCCCCAUCACGUCUGAUGAUGGCUUCUCUCCAUGUGUUUGUUUGUCUGCUGGGACUGUUUGUCCUAUGUCACUCUGCAUGCUUCUUCCAGGAACUGGUGAUCAAAGAUCCGGAAUCCCCUCCAAAAGGGUGUGUGGAUCAGGAUGGAAAGCAGCAUGAUUUUGGCUCUGACUGGGUGAGCGACUGCAUGGACUGCUCUUGUACGACGGAGGGCAUAAGCUGCUGUAGCAACAUUCCCAGUGAAAGCACAGUAGACAUUCCUGAGGAGUGUGAGUUGGUUGUAAACAAGGAGGCCUGCUCUGCCAAGGUGGUGCUGAAGUCUGACAAGACAAAAGGGUGUAGCCCCAUCUGAACACACUACAAAGUCUAAACUCGGACAAUUGAAGUUCAAACUGGGGAUUUAUGUUCCACAUUUUAUCAACUAGUUGAUAGUGUGUACAUGUAGUAAUCUACCAAUAAACAACAGUCAGCAUUU